AUGAAGGUGAUCGAAAUCCUUGAGAUUCCGGCUACUCUACACAAUCCGCCUCCAAAAUGUGUGCGUGAAUUCGUUUCCGAUGGACAACUUGUUGUGGUCAACAUUAACACCAAUGGAUUUGUGGGCGACGGCCAAGUUUUGACGCUUCGUAUUGUUGAUUCCGAGGGAAACGAGUACCGUAAGAAGAGAGAUGUGGCUGGUAAUUUCCGCGCAGCAUUCACGUCGCAAUCGUCGUCGUCGUUCGACAUCUGUUUCGAAAACCACUUGCAAAACAGACAAAAAGAAGGUCAGUUGUCGCGUGAGAUCGAGCUCGAGGUUGAGGCAGGUGCUGCUGCCAGAGAUUGGAAUGCUAUCCAGGCAGUUGAGAAGUUGAAGCCGGCAGAGGUUCAGUUCCGCAAGAUAGAGGAGAUGGUUGACGAGAUCAGCGAGGAAUUGCAAUACUUGGUGAGAAGAGAGGAGAGAUUGAGAGACACCAACGAGAGCACCAACAGACGUGUGAGAAACUUCAGUGUUCUGAUCAUAUUUGUGUUGAUAGGAGUCGGCUUGUGGCAAGUGCACUACCUGAGAAAUUACUUCAGAUCCAAGCAUAUUUUGUAAGCAUUGUGAUAUCAGUUCAAUCCCAUUUCAUAUUUAGCUCCCCUACACGUCCUAGUAUCAAUGCGAAGUCAAAGAAAUUGAUGUACUGUUUGUCUCCUUGUAGAGUGAGCAUGUCUGCCACUGUACUUUGUGGAGUGUCUUGAUUUAGCGAUGCGGCCAGCUUUUGCACAUCUGUAAAGGACAAGCGCUCUUUGUGACUGGGUUUGCGUCCUAGACUGUUCAACACUAAUUUCCAGUUGUCCUGUAUCAAAUCUAAAUUCUGAUUCAAAAUCAGAAAUAAUCCGCCUUGAUACAGAUAACGUUCAAAAUCCACAACCUCAGUGGUACCUUUGAGAAUUAAAUCGUGCGGUUGCAGGAAAUUGAGGAGUUUGUCGGAGAUGCGCAAGUAUUGCUUGAAAAACGGCUUCACAUCUUUAAUCAAGAGGUCCUCCGUGCUAUUGUCUUCGCAGUACUUUGUGAAAGCAUCGAGUAGAAAGUCCUCCAUUCUCUGUGGGACCGUGUAGCGGCCUCCGGUAAACAUGCCAUGAAAUGC
This is a messenger RNA of Ogataea polymorpha, 1129 nucleotides long. RefSeq lists its product as uncharacterized. Gene Ontology annotation, biological process: intracellular protein transport; Golgi organization; endoplasmic reticulum to Golgi vesicle-mediated transport. The record is from RefSeq and is a predicted model, not a curated record. Lineage: Eukaryota; Fungi; Ascomycota; Pichiomycetes; Pichiales; Pichiaceae. The transcript is spliced from 2 exons. Gene Ontology annotation, cellular component: Golgi apparatus; COPII-coated ER to Golgi transport vesicle; endoplasmic reticulum. The coding region runs from base 1 to 597 and encodes 198 amino acids.